AUGGCGACCGGAGACUCCAGCGCCAGCGACCCGCAGUGCGAGGGUGUGCCCGGGACCGUGAGCGCAGCGGUGCGCGAGUUCCCGUGCGGCAGGGGCAGCUGGAAUGAGUCUCGAUUUCUUCCUCAAACAUGGCGAACCUGGAAGGAGCUGGUCCCCAGAGAGGAAGAGACAGUGAGUGCUGGGGAAGAAACUGUGGAGGCCCUGCUGGGCCUGGUGCGCAGCAACCACUCUCCUUGGGCCAUGCUGGAAGGCUCCAGUGCUGAGAACCGUUUCCUGAGAGAACUGGCCAUCCAAAAUCCACUGAUGAUCAAAGACACCUUCUUCUACUCCUAUUUCCAGUCCCUGAGGGUGGUGGACAAGGGGGUGAGCUUGGUUGAUAAAGAUCUCCUGAAGUUUCUAAAGCUUGAGGAGUUGGUCCUGAGUGCCAAUCAAAUUGAGCACAUCGAUGCCACCAAUCUACCCCCAACAUUGAAGGUGCUGGAGCUCUAUGGCAACCUCAUCAGCAGCAUGGAAUGUCUGUGUACAUCCCCACCCCUAAACCUGCAGCACUUGGGACUAGGCCACAAUAAACUCCUGGGCCCCUUGGAGAGCCUGUAUAUCACCUCCAACCACUGCCCCAACCUUAUCUCCCUGGACUUGGGCUUCAAUGACUUGACAGACCUACAGAGCAUGAUGGCUGGUCUCAGCACCCUGAAGCACCUGAGGCUGCUUGUGCUGCAGGGAAACCCACUGGCACUGGUGCCGUACUACCGAGGCUUCACUGUGGACAGCCUGGCUCGGCUCUGUGUACUUGACGACAUCACUGUGUCUCCCAACGAGAAGCACCAGUUCUGAGGGCUAGGCAUACAAGGUGACCUGUUGGCACAUGAGGCACAGUUUGUGGUGACCAUUGGAAAUGUUAAGGGAAUUGUGGACAGCUCUGUCUUAGAUCCGGAGCCAGGCCCCGAAGGCCCUUUCAUCACCUACAGUUAUUAUGUAACCUAUGACUUUGUGGAAGAUGAGGAUGGUGAAGGAAACACACUUGCCAAUAUGCUGGCUGAGGUGCAUCCAGACAGUGUGCUGGCCGAGGUGCAGGUUCAAGGGGAGCCCAGCCAGGAGGAGGGCCAGGAGGCCGACCAGGAGGCCAACUAGGAGGGCCGCCAGAAGGGCCACCGGGGGUAUCAGCAGGCGUUUUCUGGGGAUGUCUCCAGGAAGGUGUCUGCGUUUAUAGCUGAGAUGGACAAGAUGGCCAAUGAGUCCCUAGAGACUGGCAUAACCUAUCUGGAAGAGUCACAGUCAACUAUCUCCAUCCACUCUGCCCCACUGCCACAGUGCACCACCUCUUCAGAAGAGCUAUCAAAGCUGCAGCCACGUAUAGAUCCCCGGCUCUGCCCAUCCCCAGGGACAGUCCUGUUCAGCACAGUCCCGAAGCCCUGGGCAGACAUCAUUCCCUGCAGCUAUAAAAUGAAGCAUACCCUCAAGGACCUGGUGCCUGUCAAGGCCUUCCUGAAGGCGGGGACCACUGUGACCAUUGUGGAGGAGAAAAUCCUGGGCUGGCCUGUGGUGCCACCUCCUGUAGAGAUUCCACAGCCUGCCAAGAAAGGAAAGGGGGACAAAGACAAGAAAGAGAAGAAAGGGGAAGGGCUCAAGAAGAAGGAGCUACCCAAGGAGCUUCGUCUGGAGCCCCCUGAGCUGCACGUGCUGGGCAGUGGCCUGGUAUACCUGGAACCCUUGCUGGCAGGGGAACCUGUAGUGUCCACUGUUUGAAACUUUGAGGUGGUCCAUACCCUGGAAACCGACAAGUUGAUACACACCAGGGAUUCAAAGAAGACAAAGAAAGCUAUCAAAAAAGAUAAGUGUAAGUCGGUGGCUCCUGCUUUGGAAAGCGUGUACCAGCUGGAGCCCCUGACCGUGGAGGUCCAGAUCCAGCUACACCAGUACCGCACAACAGGGGAGGCCCUCCGCAGCUUGAUUGACUAGAGUCGGGGAGAGUAAAGCUGUUCUGCCAGAGCCAGGCGUUGGUGAUAGGGCUCUGGCAUCAGGAAACUCAAUACAGAGCCUGCCUGAGACCAAGCUAACUCCAGCUUUUGUGCAUUGGUUUUAGAUUUGAAGAACUCUGCAUGUCAGAUUUGAUGUUUAGAAUGAAUGUAGUACAAAGCCAGACUAAGUCUGGCCAAUUUCACUCCUUGAGACUGUUCAUUGUGUCUCAGCUUUAAGACAGUUACAACGAAGGAGUGGUGAGGGCUGGCAGGGCAGGUGUUCCUGUCUGUCCUCAGGGGAUGGGCUCUGGAAACUGCCAGAGGACACACAGAGAAGUAAAAAUAAGUCCCAACCAGCAUGGUAGCUUAUGCCUGUACAGCACUUGAAGACUGAGGCAGGAGACUUGCCACCAGUUCAAGGCCAGCCUGGGCUACAAAAUGAGACCAUCUUGAAAAACAAAUCCCCCCACCCCCACAGAAGUUCAAGAGGAUUUAGCUGAGGGGUUGCAGGUAAUUUGUGCUGCUCCUGAAAUAGAGACUGGGGUGAGCCUAGCUUAGGUGCUCUCUCCCCACAGGGCCUCAACCAUGUUGCACAGGCUGGGCUGGCUGCUGCUCAGUUGCCCGCUCUUUCUGAAGGAGCGUACACCAACAGAGAGCUCCAAGGCUCCCCAGCACUUCCCAGCUCUACCAAGGCCCCAGCACAGCCAGUGUUCACCCAACCACACAUUUGCUAAUACCUCCCUGGUCCCUGCCCAGCUGUCAUCACCUCUUCUUAACCUAUCACCACUGCCAAAACUUCUCCACCUUGCAGCCUUCCUGGUGUGCCAAGGACACUUUCCUGCUCCUGGCCUUCAAGUUACAGCCUGGUCAUGUUGAGCAGUGUAUAGCCAUUUGCAGCAUUGUGGGGCCAGGCUGGGAGCCGAAACUGGUGUUCCUCCUUGGAGUAGCAGGACUUGUACCCCCAUCCCAGCUGCUGGCCUAUGAGAGUUGGCAGUUUGAUGACAUCCUACAGUGGGACUUGACUCUAAAGGUGCUGCACCUGCAGCGCUGGGUGGCAGCUGCCUGCACACAGGCCCACUUCAUACUAAAGGGAGGGGAGAUGAAGAUGUCUUUGUCCAUGUCCUCAACAUGCUGGAGUUCUUGGACAGCUGGAACUCAGCCCAGGACCUUUUAGGAGAUGUUAUCCACCAGGCCCUGCCCAACAGGAAUACCAAAGUCAAAUACUUCAUCCCAUUCUCUAUGUACAGGGCCUGCCACUAUCCACCUUAUGCUGGAGGUGGAGGCUAUGUUAUGUCCCAGGCCACAAUGAGGCAUCUUCACACCACCAUGGAGGAGACAGAACUCAUCCCCAUUGAUGUCUUUGUGGGAAUGUGCCUGAGGAAGCUGGGGGUGAGCCCCACUCACCAUGCUGGCUUCAAGACAUUUGGAAUCUAACAGCUCCUGAACCCUUGGGACCCUUGUCUGUACAGAGGGCUCCUGCUGGUGCACCACUUCAGCCCUCUGGAGAUGUGGACCAUGUGGGCACUGAUGACACAUGAUGGGGCUCAAGUGUGAAGCUGCUCCCAAGCCCUAGUUCUGAGGGAUGGGUUGAGUAAUAGCCCUAAAGUGGAAUGAGUGUUGAUUUCCUGUUACCAGGAGAAACUGAGACCAUUGAAAAAUCCAUCCUUGCUGGUCUGCAGGAAAUGCUCUUUAUUUUUAUAAUAUCUUCCACUUUGUUCACUCUGAUUGAAAAUGCUGAAACCUGGCAAACUUGUCCAACAUGUGCUGAAUGGGAGCAUCUGCUGCCGGAAAUCUAUGGGGGAAACCACAGGGUCCCUUAUGGCUCUGACCACCUAGGCAGUGAAGGAAAGAUGCUACAUGAGAGCCUCAGAAUUUAA
Messenger RNA from Nannospalax galili (Upper Galilee mountains blind mole rat), 3835 nucleotides. RefSeq names its product leucine rich repeat containing 43 (gene Lrrc43). The record is from RefSeq and is a predicted model, not a curated record. Lineage: Eukaryota; Metazoa; Chordata; Mammalia; Rodentia; Spalacidae. The transcript has 12 exons.